This is a messenger RNA of Sinocyclocheilus rhinocerous, 5228 nucleotides long. RefSeq names its product CUB and sushi domain-containing protein 2-like. The record is from RefSeq and is a predicted model, not a curated record. Lineage: Eukaryota; Metazoa; Chordata; Actinopteri; Cypriniformes; Cyprinidae. The coding region runs from base 1 to 2790 and encodes 929 amino acids. The transcript is spliced from 19 exons.
AUGGCGAAAAGAUAUAGCCAGUUUCCUUGGGGUUUUGUGAGAAAAUACUUGAGUCUGUUUUUUGAGUUCAGAAUCUUUCUCUCCUUCACAGUUGUUUCCUGUGGGAUGCCCCUUGCGCCAGUGAAUGGCACUGUCAUCGGGCAGGACUUCACUCUCGGCUCUAGAGUCACAUUCUCUUGUAAUCCUGGUUUCCGAUUGGCCAACGCUCAGCCGGUGUCAACAGUUUGUCAAGAGUCUGGGAGGUGGAGCCCGAUGGAGACCCGCCCUCGCUGCGUCCCCAUCACCUGUGGGCAUCCAGGCACCCCAGCUAAUGGUGUGACUCAGGGAACGCAGUUUAACCUUAACGACAUUGUGCGUUUCACCUGCAACCCUGGUUAUGUUCUCCAAGGUGCAAUCAAGUCUCACUGUCAGCCCAACAGCCAGUGGAGCAACGCUCUGCCCAAGUGUAAAAUUGUGAACUGCACUGAUCCGGGACAUGUUGAAAAUGGUGUCAGAGAGGUCCUGCCCAGCGGGCCUCAUCGCUACAGUUUCCAGACCGCAGUUUCUUACAGCUGUAACCCUGGAUACUACCUGCUGGGCACCAGCACUCUGAGCUGUCAAGGCGACGGCACAUGGGACCGAUCCCUACCCAAGUGCCUCUUGGUUCUGUGUGAUCGUCCCAGCAUGCCUCCAUAUGCACAGAUCUCGGGGGACAGACGCACAGUGGGCUCUGUUAUCCGCUUCAGCUGCAUCGGCCAGCGAAGCAUUGUGGGCAAUACCACCCGCAUGUGCCAGCUGGAUGGCCAGUGGAGCGGCUCCCUGCCACAUUGCUCCGGUGAUUCUGCUGGAAUGUGUGGAGACCCUGGCGUUCCAGUGCACGGGAUCCGUCUGGGAGAGGAGUUCUCCGUAGGGAGCAUUGUACGAUUCAGCUGUGAGCCUGGCUACGUUCUGAAGGGCUCCUCUGAACGAACCUGCCUGGCUAACGGGAGCUGGGUGGGCAUCCAGCCUGAGUGCCAUGUGGUCUCCUGUGGCAACCCUGGAACUCCUCGCAACGCCAUGAUCCAGUUCCACGAUGGACUUGUGUUUUCCCGCUCUGUCACCUACUCCUGCAGAGAAGGCUACUACUCCACUGGCCUGCUCACUCGUCAUUGUACAGUCAAUGGCACUUGGACCGGGGACAUGCCGGAAUGCACAGUCAUUAACUGUGGAGAUCCUGGAGUGCCAGCUAAUGGUAUCAGACUGGGCAUUGACUUCACGUACGGCCACACUGUGAGCUUCCAGUGUUCACCGGGCUUCACUAUAGAUGCUGAUCGUGCCUCCACACUCAUCUGCACCAAGGAUCGCACAUGGAACAGCACCAAGCCAGUUUGCAAAGCCAUUGUGUGUGGAGCACCUCUCAGCAUCCCGAAUGGUCAGGUUGUGGGGUCUGACUUCCAAUGGGGGUCCAGCAUUAGUUAUAGCUGUAAUCAGGGUUACCAGCUUUCCCUUCCCACUAUCCUCACCUGCCAGGGCACAGGAAACUGGAGUGGCGAACGGCCUCAGUGUUUUCCUGUAUUUUGUGGAGAUCCAGGGAUACCAGCCCAGGGCAAGCGAGAAGACCGAGGGUUCACAUACCUGUCCUCUGUUUCAUUCUCAUGUUACCCGCCUUUGAUCCUGGUCGGCUCUGCUCGCCGAUACUGCCAAUAUGAUGGAACCUGGAGUGGAACCCAGCCGUCUUGCAUAGAUCCCAGUCACACCAGCUGUGCAGAUCCUGGCACUCCUCUCUUUGGCCACCAGAACAACUCUCAAGGCUAUCAGAUUGGUAGUUCAGUAUACUACAGUUGCAGAAAGGGUCACCUCCUUCUGGGUUCCAUCUCUCGGACCUGUUUGCCCAACCUCAUCUGGAGUGGCAUGCAGCCUGAGUGCAUCGCUCAUCACUGUAAUCAGCCGGAGCUCCCCGCACAGGCAGAUGUAGGUGCUAUAGAGCUGCCAUCUCUGGGUUAUACGCUCAUCUACACCUGUCAGUCUGGUUUCUACCUUGCUGGAGGGUCUGAACACCGCACCUGCAGGGCUGAUGGCAGCUGGACAGGGAAACCUCCAUUGUGUGCACCUGAUAACAGACCAAGCGGAAAAACUGCAGGAACAGUGCAAGAGCCGCCCAACACAAAGCAACCCGUGCCAAGUGGGGUCUUUGCUAAGAACUCUCUUUGGAGGGGUUCAUACGAAUAUCUAGGGAAGAAACAGCCAGCAAUGCUUAGCAUAACUGCUUUUGAACCAUUCAGCAAUCGGGUCAAUGGCACUCUCAUGGACCACAGCGGAGUACAGCUUAAUCUGGCUGGUAUCUAUAAGAAAGAAGAAGCCCAAUUGUUGCUGCAGGUGUAUCAGAUUCGAGGUCCUGUGGAGAUCUUUGUUAACAAGUUCAAAAUUGACAACUGGGCAUUGGAUGGACAUGUGUCAUACAUGCCUUCUUCUGAUUCAUUUGUUUACCAAGGCUUUGUUCGAGGAAAAGGCUUUGGCCAGUUUGGACUUCAGAGACUGGAGGGCCUUGAUCCAAAUGGGGAGAAUACAGGCUAUAACUUUGCCUCCAAUAGCAGUUCAGUUGCAGCAGCCAUUUUAGUGCCUUUUAUUGCCAUGAUCAUAGCAGGCUUCGCUCUGUAUCUCUACAAACACAGAAAAAGGCCCAAAGUACCGUUUAAUGGUUAUGCGGGCCAUGAGAACACAAAUGGAAGGGCGACUUUUGAGAAUCCUAUGUAUGACCGUAACAUCCAGCCCACUGAUAUUAUGGCCAAUGAGACAGAGUUCACGGUCAGCACAGUGUGCACAGCAGUAUAGCGACCGCUCUAGUCAAAGGCUGGAUAUAAUCGUUCCCUCUCCAUGCAACCGUUCCCAUAGUUACGAAUGGGCCACAUGGAUGGACUAAAGAGGAGGAUUUUUUGUUUUUGUUUUUCAUUUGUAAACCAAUUCCAAUUGUGACAAAGUGAUAAACCUUGACAACGAUGCUGUCAAAGCGCAUCAACAGAGAUGCACUGAUAAAGACCCACGUCAGUGUUUGCUAGCUACAACUCUGUUCCUACACUCUUCUGCUGUCUCCUCUUUUUUCCUUCUUCUGCUGUCUCCUCUUUUUUCCUUCUGAGGGAACGUCCUGUUUGACUGCGGCAGCGCAAAGGGACACAUGUGAAGCUCACAGCCGUCGCUUGCCAAAAAAUGACAAGAGAUACAUAAUUCUCACUCUUAGUUUGGAGGAAGUCUUCAUGUGAGCAGGAAGUCAUGAGAAGCAUGUUGCUGGAGAGUUGAAGCUUUCUUUUACUUUCGUACCUUGAGUUCUUGCCAUGGAGUGCGUUUUGGCUUGUUUUAUCCCCUUUCCACCUUGAGCUGAAAUCACAAACAAGUGCAAACUUCACAGAGGACACUCUCUCUGACCUUCCCCAUCAGCUCCCUGAGUAUGUAACCUCACAACUCGAUCUGAAGUGGAAUGAGAGGCUUCUGAGGCUUAUUAGAAGACAUGGAUUCUAGCUGUAGUACCUCUCUUCUCAUUUCAGCCUGAAGGAACGAGUGUUCUCCCACCAUCUUAUCAUGAUCCUGGCUGAAAAUGGACAGUCCAACCAUCCGAGCAGCUCAGCUGAGAACAUGAAAAGAUGUGUUUUGGUGUUCAGGGGCUUUAUGAAGCUGACUUCAUGGCCAUUAUCUGCUAUUAUUUCCUUUUUCUCAAACUGACAGAAGAAAAACAGCCCACAUUAAAGGGUUGGAUUUGUAUUAGCCAGGUAUCUGAACCCCCUCAUUGUGUGUUUGGAUGUUCUGAAUUGGAUGUUUGUGGGCUGGGAUAUCAUGGUGAAGAACCGUUUGUUAGCAUUUAUAGUUAUUCCUGAUAUCAGACAAGUUUUAAGUGGUCGGCUUAUGUCAUUGAAUGACAUGGAUCCAAUGAUUUUCAUACAUAGAGUAAAAACAACACAGCCCUUGAAGUACAGAGGUAAAUGUAACUUGAGAUGUGUCUUUCAUAACCAGGGGAGGGUCUGCUUUCGGUCCUCAAGUUCUGAAGUCAAGGAUAAGAAUGACGUGAGGGUUUUAGUCAAAAGGAGCCAACGCCAAAUGAGCAUGAAAAUAUUUCAUCUCUGUAGCUUUGUGUCAUAAUCUGUUUCCCUGCACAUUCCUCCAUGUCAUCCAUGCCCACGCCACACUUAAGGAUAAGGAAAAGGGGCUUAGAAGUCACUCCUUAAAAUACUAAUCCAAGGCCCCAGUAACAUGAAGAGAAGGUUUGAAGAUGAGCAAGAGCUUGGGAAGUUUACAACUUUCCAAGCAGAGAGGGGGGAUGGAUCUGACAAUGAAUUGGAUUGCAUACUGCAUAACAUACAUUUUGCUAUCAAAGUACACUAUAUUCUGGGUGCAGCAUCUUUUAACUGGCCGGUGUUAUUGAGAUUUGUAAUUCAGUUAUUGAAUAUUAUUGCCUCUGCUUGUUUCUGCAGCAUUCUGUUCGAUUUUCUUGUCUUACGGCCUCUGUUACCUGAUGCCGGCAUUUACUUUCCAGUGGGCAUUUAAAAUCCUCCAGUUUAUAUGCUGUACUGUUCAGCUUCUGAAAUCAAUCACUGAUAUAAUUGCUUUUACAGGUUUAUUACUUUUUAAAUCGGUAGCCUAUCAUGGUUGUGUUAAUAUGAUAUUACCCAGAGCUUGUUUCAAUUGUAAGUUGAUUGAAAAAGCAAAGAUUGUAUUUUCAUUGGGAUUUUAUGGGCCAGGAGUUAGCAGGUACAUUAUCUUCAACCUAUUGACAUUAACUUUAUAUUUACAAGACUGUCGCAUGGCUGUUCUUUUUAGGAGAAUUUCAUUUUGUAUUCCUUUAUCAGUGUAGAUGGCAUCUUAUUGCAGUUUCCACAUAUCAGACAUCAUUGUGUUGAAGUUGAUCUCAUACUGACUUGGAGUUUUACAUUUCUUACAGUUGCAUUUUAUGUCUCUGUAACCCGACAACAAUAGCAAUGCUGCCAAGGUUUACAAUGCUGACAUUAGAAAUGGCUCCUAGUAAAAUCCUACAAAAGAUGCACUUUGCUAGCGAUAACACAUACACACAAAAUGUCAAGGCACAAGGGCUUCAAAGUCAUCAUCUUUAUGUGUAUAUUAACUCAACAUGUUGUUGAAGGAUCCAGGCAACCUGUGUUUCAUGCUUGUCCAUCUGUUUCUCGUAACAGUGCCUUGGUAACUCUAUAUGUGGUAUAUCCAAUCUCUUCUUAUUGCUCCAUUUUUAUUAUUAUUGCACACUGGUCAAGAGUUGCCAGUUGCUAAGG